Molecule: messenger RNA, 1717 nt
Organism: Pisolithus orientalis
Lineage: Eukaryota; Fungi; Basidiomycota; Agaricomycetes; Boletales; Pisolithaceae
Product: interferon-inducible GTPase-domain-containing protein
Exons: 1
Coding region: 257-1600 (447 amino acids)
Cellular component (GO): membrane
Molecular function (GO): GTP binding
Source: RefSeq, a predicted model, not a curated record
AUGCUUGAUGGGCAUGUUAUGGACCAGAAGAUGACGGCGAAUGAAGUGAUUGCGCCAUUUGCGGACUAGGGUUUAUCAAUGGAGUCCUCGUUUCAAAGUCGUGGAGUGGGUAAAGGCCCUAUUAAAGAGUUCCACAUCAAUCUCCCCGUCCUCUCUAACUUCUCCAACUGGAUGCAGAGUAUGUUCCAUCACUUCAAUUGCCUCGCAUCCAGGGUUGUCUAAGGAUCAAAGCUUAUUCCAGAUAUCUUUCAGCGAAAUGGGACAAGUCCUAGUCGUUGGUAUCGGAGUUGCUGGGUGCGCUCUGCUGCAGCUCGCAUGGCACAUCUGGAAACGUCUCGUAUCCGUUUCUACACGUCCUGUUCGUGACAAUCCAAGACUUCGUGCUAUGGCUGAAAGCGAGAGUGGUGAAGAGUACGUGCGGGGGAUUGCAGGGCUUGCCGCGCAGAACGCGAGCGAAGCAGCCCGCGUAGCAGAGGAAGCUCAGCGACAGUCAGAGCAGGCUAUCCGGGACAAGGUUAGAGCUCUACACCGCGAAGUGGAGCUCACUCGUGAAGUUGGGAGGGCGAAGAGAAGGCAGCGGACUCUCGAGGCAGAAGGUGAUCCAUUACUUGGUCUAUUCUGGCGCGGCGGUAAAGGGCCCAGCGUCGAACGUUUGGACGAAGUUCGGAGAGAAACAGAGAGAAUUCAAGAAAAGGCCAAGAAAGCUCGGCAAAAUUCCAUGGAAAUCGUCGAAAGGGUAAAGGUUACACAAGCGGUGAUGGAGAAAACUGCACGAGAGGCUGAAGAAAGCACGCGGACUGCUAAGGAGGUGCAGGCCGAUGCAGAGGAAUGCCUCAAGAGGGGUAUACGGCCGGUCGUCAUACCCACAUUGGAGGAGAUAUCCGCAGCGAAAAAAAGGGUGCAAUACGAGCAAGGUCGCUUCCAUUUCGCUGUCGCGGGUGUCGCGGGAAGUGGCAAGUCAUCGUUUGUCAAUGCCAUCCGUGGGGUGGAUGCUCAGCACCAAGAUGCCGCAGAAAGUGGAAUCGUCGAAACUACUGUCACGAUAGGUCGAUAUCCCGACCCGAACCCUGAUUUGCCGUUCGUGUGGUACGACAUUCCAGGAGCAGGGACUCUGCAACAACCAGACUGGCUGUACUUCAACACACAGGGCCUUUUCGUGUUUGAUUGCGUCGUUGUUCUAUUUGACAAUCGUUUCACGGAGACAGACAUCGCAAUCUUGACAAACUGUAGGAGAUUCCAGAUCCCCACGUAUAUCGUUCGCUCGAAAGCGGACAUCCACAUCCGUAAUAUCAUGCACAAGGAUGGGUAUGACAGUGAUCGUGACGAUAGAGCUGUACGCGAGUCACUGUUUCCUGAUGCUCGCAGACGGUUCAUUACGGAUACGCGAGCAAGUGUCAAGAAAAACCUGAAGGAAGGUGGCCUACCUGACCAACGGGUCUACAUGAUCUCCAACAGCACGCUGUUGUCGAUUGUCAGGGACCGCUCACUCUGGGCACCUCACAAAAUCAUCGAUGAGUUGGAAUUGAUUAAAGAUAUCCUUGACGAGGUUUGUUCUCAUCGUUGUGCAGACCGCGCGAACGAUGAUGACUGCCUGGUUUAGAUGACCUACGGACCUGCUUCUUCGAUAUUGGUUUGAAACGUGUGCACAUAUCUCCAUGUAUUUUAGAGCAACUGCAGAAUACUCUGUUCAGCGUGAGAAAGAAGUCUUAUCUGCUGC